Messenger RNA from Penicillium angulare, 1545 nucleotides. RefSeq names its product F-box domain protein. The record is from RefSeq and is a predicted model, not a curated record. The coding region runs from base 1 to 1545 and encodes 514 amino acids. NCBI's taxonomy places the organism in Eukaryota, Fungi, Ascomycota, Eurotiomycetes, Eurotiales, Aspergillaceae. The transcript is spliced from 2 exons.
AUGGACCAGCCACGCCGUAUUCAGGACCUCGCAGAUGAACUGUUGAAUGAAAUCCUGGCCUGUUUAUUAGAGCCGGGAUCACGACCUCUGAACGGUAAAUUCUAUCUCAGCAAAAAUCAAAGUAAUGGACAUGAGGAGUAUCGAGAUUUUGAAUAUGGGGAAUCGUCGGACUUGGACCGCUUCCGUCUGGUGUGUAAACGUUUCAUGCGAAUCGGAACACCUCGAAAGUUCUCCCGCUUCAAUUUGCGAUUUUCAGAAGAUGGCUUUCGGCGACUGGCUGAGCUGCUGGCGAUGCAGCGAGCCCACUAUGUGAAAACUGUGACAUACCUCGUGCGACCUUUCUAUCAAGGCAGUGGUUGGACACCAAUAUUACAAUCGCUCAGUUUUAAAGAUCGUGCGCUCGCAGAAGUACACAUCCAGCGACUGCGCCAACAGACCAAACUGGUUGAAACAAACUUCGACCUUACCCAACUUUGCCUAGGGAUGGCGGCAUUUUCAGCUCUUCAAGAAAUCAAGCUACUUCGUCUUCAAGACGAAGCCGACGAGAAUCUACUGGAUUUUAUUCGUGACCAAUCCAUUCGUAAUGCUGAGGAUAUGAACUCCAGCACGGUCUGUUUUGAUUGGGGAUCAGCAUGUUCUCGUGCAGUAACAAAUCUUGGCAUUGCUCUAUUGAAUUCCCAAUGUACUGCAAUCCGAUUUAUUGGUCCUCAAAUCAGCCCCGAAGCGACUUUACAGCUCCUAAGAGCACCAUCUACUACUCUUGCCGCAAUGGGCACCCGUCUCACAAGUCUUGAUAUCAAUUUCCAUUCGAAUACCGAUCUUACAGCAACCAUGUCCGACCUGUCUACUGUUUUUCGUCGCUUCUUCCUCGAAGCCAAAUCUCUUGUCGCCAUACACAUCGGAUUUCCAACUAAAGCUCCUCUAGAUCUGGACCUUGAAUCCAUUUUCCAUAAUGUUCGCUGGAAAACUCUCAGGACCCUUAGCUUACAGGGCUGGCGUCUCCAUGCAGAUGAGAUUAUCUCCUUACUCCGGCGCCAUCGCAAACAGCUUCGCGACUUCCGGCUCUGCGCCGUUUAUCUCCGCCCCUGGGGACUAUGGAAGAAUGUACUUAACGUCCUUCGCGAGGAAAUGGAGAGGCUAGACCGGGUAGAUCUCCGCGAAAUCGACUAUACGGAUCACUUUGACGCACUAUCUCAAGCAAAUGGUAUUGAAGUCUUCGACAUGCCAAUUUCAGCAGCUGUUCCCUCAUCGUUAUCAGUUGCGGCGGGCACGGAUUUUCCAGACCAGUCCAUUUUUACGCCAGGGGUUGGAUCUGGUUUUGGCUUUUCGCCAGUCAUGCCGACGAGGCGAUUACCUUUACGUCCUGGAUCGCUGGAGAAAAUACGCGGCCUUUCUCAAGACGAUCUUGGUGACAAUGGGGCAUUUGUUCCGAGGGAAGAGUUACAACUAUGGUCUGCUUGGGUUUUAUCUGGAGCACAGCGUGGUGGGCAGCGCAGCAAUGGGAACGGAAAUGGAAAUGGCCAUUUCAACGCCUAUCAUAUUUGA